CGAAGUGAAGAGUCUACAUAAGUUAACGUGAGAUAUAAUGCUUUCAAAGCUUUUACUGAUGUGCUGCUUUGUUUCAAUUUUGAUUUCGGAUGUGGACUGUCUUUGCAAUGAGACGCAGUCAUGUGUUUCCGAAGACGGCAAGCAUGGGUAUUGUAUGGGUGGACAGUGCUUAGCUGAAGUCCAGUCUAGGUCAAGAACAGACCUAGAGUUUCGGAUUAUAGCUAAAUACCCGGAGAUAAAUAUCAAGGAAAUUCAAAACAAAUUCUUAUACAUCAGAGGAAGUGGACUUGGUUUAAACUGGACAGCGGGAAAAAAAAUGACGAAGACUGCGAGUGAUACAUGGGAAAUACUCUUUACAUUUACAUCUUCGGAUGAUGGAUUCCGGUGCCAAGACUGUUCAAGUGAUAUAAAGAUUACUAAGAAACUUGAAUAUAGAAUUUUGAUUGCAGACAAAACUAAUAUGAUUGGUGGUAAUUUUGUUGUAGACUUACCAGUUUCGAUGUCGUCUUCCUAUUUUCACGAAAAACCGUUGAUUAAAGUAUAUCCGUGGUUUUACUCAAAAGCAGGACAUACGUCUAAUUUCACAAUUAAUUCUACAGAAAUCGGAAAGGAACGCAAGAUAUAUCUGUAUUUUCCACCAAGUUUUCACGAAAACACUUAUAAAAAAUACCCGAAUUUGCUUGUCUUUGAUUUAUAUCCUGGUGGUGACUCUAAGAUACUAACACCUAUUGUCGAUAAACUUCUAGCUGAAACUGGAACCACAAAAGAGUUUAUCAUCAUUGGGUAUGGGGAUUAUCAACCAAUACAUGAACGUUUUGUUCUACUAACACCUGUUCCAGGUACCUAUUUGACAUGCGCUAACGGGACCUUUUUUAAUCUAUGCGACAAUUGCCUGCCAAAAAAUUACACAGUUGAUGAAGAAUAUCUAAGGCUAAUGAUAGAGAAAUGUGGAAAACGCGAUAACAUCCAAGGACUUGGUGAUCGUUUACUUGAUUUCGUCUUACAUAAAGUUCGCCCUAAAGCACAAGAACUUGCGAAUAAACGUAUCCUGAUAGACCAACCCAAUACAGGAAUAAUGGGAUAUUCUCUUGGAGGCUUAAUGUCAUGUUAUGCUGCAUGGACACGAUCAGCAAUUUUCGGAUUAGCUGCCUGCCAAAGCCCAUCAUUAUGGUGGCCUAUAAAUAACACAACUUUAAAUACUUCAGACUUUGAUUUUAUUAAUAACACUCUCAGAGACAAAUCUUUUCAACAACGAAGAUUCCCACAGAAGAUAGUUUUAGAUGCAGGGAGUGAAGAAACUGUUAGCCCAUACAAACUCACACAGUCAACUGUUGAAACUGCAAAAAGGAUAUCAAAUACCCCUGGUUUUACCAUGAAUCAUAAUGUUUGGGUAAACAUAUACCCAGGAGAAACUCAUACUGUUUUGUCAUGGUUCAGUCGAUUCUGGACAGUAUGUCAGACAUUGUUACCAUCUGAAGGAGCUCCACAAAUGCCUCGAAUUCACACAGACCCCAGUGGGGUUGUUGCUAAUAGUGCUUCGAGUUAUUUGUACAUUAAUUUUACAUUAUUAAUUUGUGUUCAGUGUGCAAGGUUUUUAUUUUACAAAGAAGUUUAGUAAAGUUGUCAAGAAAAGGUAGUUUCGUAAA
Molecule: messenger RNA, 1646 nt
Organism: Mytilus trossulus (common blue mussel)
Lineage: Eukaryota; Metazoa; Mollusca; Bivalvia; Mytilida; Mytilidae
Exons: 5
Coding region: 38-1615 (525 amino acids)
Source: RefSeq, a predicted model, not a curated record